GCGGUAAGCCUCCGCAUUUCUUUCCCUAUCAUGGGAAGAUCGUGAAGGGCGACCUCGAGACGUUAGAAUUCUUAUCACCAAAUGAGGUCUUGACUAAGUUCGAGGGCCGUACUCUCUCCUUCUCCAAAAUAGGACAGUAUCUCACACCAGCUGUCUAUCACUUCUCUUCCCAUACCUUCGAUAUUCUAUAUGAGGUCUACGGAAUUAAUUCUCCGCAGCCCAACGAUGCCAAUAUAUGGAUGAGCGUGAGGUGCAAGAACCAGCCGCUUCAUGGACGCUUCCAAAGCGAGUUCCAGGUCUCGCGUACUUCUAGUGACACCUCAAUAUACGUGGAUAAAGAUUAUGAGAUCUUCGUGGCCUCUGUACGUCGCCUGAACCAACUCAAGUUCUGGUUGAGGAGAAGAUGUGGUAUAACUACUAGCCACGACGAUUUCACUAAAGUACGUCAGGAGGAGGGUGGUAGAUUUGCUCCAGAGGUUGUGGUCACUGUUCUGAAUGGUGAAGAGAUCUAUCUUAGGAAACUUCC
Molecule: messenger RNA, 526 nt
Organism: Perkinsus marinus ATCC 50983
Lineage: Eukaryota; Perkinsozoa; Perkinsida; Perkinsidae
Exons: 1
Source: RefSeq, a predicted model, not a curated record